GGACCAGAGUUGGGAACCCCUGAGAUGCACACUUGAUUUAACAAUAUGAGACUCAAGGUUCUUGUUCAGUUUCUCUUCAGGAUGUAUGAACUUCCAGAGGAAGACCACGAGAUCCUGUUCUCUGCCAAGUUUCUGGGUCAGGUGGAGGUGGGCCGACACGCUGGACUUCAGGUCCUGGAAGAAGCGGUUCAGAACCUGAAGACCCCAGAUCAGUUCUCCUCAGAAAAGGCGGCAAAGAAAAGCAAGGUGCACCUUUUCCUGUCCAUGAACGGGAUCGACGUUUUGGAAAACAAAACCAAGUUUCUCCUGUACUCCUGUCCUCUGUCCACCGUCUCCUUCUGUGCCGUCCUGCCGUCUUCACCCAAAGUUUUUGGCUUUGUGGCCCGGCAUCCUGCGGCAGAGACGUACUACUGUUACCUGUUCCAGAGCAAGAAGUUUGCUCACGUGCUGGUCUCGGUUAUCGGCGACGCCUUUCAAGCUGCAAAAAAGGAGGAAAAGAUCAGACGAGGAGGUCGAGAUCUGAUAGUGGAAGCACUCAGACACAAGAAUAAACUGCUGCAGAAGGAGAAUGAUGAGCUGAAACGGAAGCUUGCAGCAAAAAACUAGCUGUUUGUGUAAAGGUACUCUGAC
Messenger RNA from Nematolebias whitei (Rio pearlfish), 630 nucleotides. Its product is annotated as PTB domain-containing engulfment adapter protein 1. The transcript is spliced from 7 exons. Lineage: Eukaryota; Metazoa; Chordata; Actinopteri; Cyprinodontiformes; Rivulidae. The record is from RefSeq and is a predicted model, not a curated record. The coding region runs from base 46 to 606 and encodes 186 amino acids.